This is a messenger RNA of Thermothielavioides terrestris NRRL 8126, 966 nucleotides long. RefSeq names its product 40S ribosomal protein S11. Gene Ontology annotation, biological process: translation. The transcript has 4 exons. The coding region runs from base 332 to 817 and encodes 161 amino acids. The record is from RefSeq and is a predicted model, not a curated record. Gene Ontology annotation, cellular component: cytosolic small ribosomal subunit; ribosome. Gene Ontology annotation, molecular function: structural constituent of ribosome. Lineage: Eukaryota; Fungi; Ascomycota; Sordariomycetes; Sordariales; Chaetomiaceae.
AUCAAACUCUGGGUGGCACCUCAGUGACUUUGUGCUCCGAGCGGAUUCCCACUCCGUUGAAUGCGUCGAGAGUCUGGAACAAGUUCACAUAGCACAGUAUCUAGCAAAAUGCUGUACUGUGUUACCUAAUCCUCCUCCACAGUGUCUGGACCCGCUUUCUGUCACCUGGUCUCUCAAGAAUCUCUCGUCCUCGGUCAGCGGUCCGUGCGCUCAACCCCUGCAAGCACACAACUGCGAGAGCCACCAAAAUUCAAUCGAAAAUUCGGCAAGCAAGAAGUUUCAAUCCCCAACCCUCGACAACAGGACAUCUUGGCCCACGCCCACCGACAAGAUGGCCACCGAACUGACCGUCCAGAGCGAGCGCGCUUUCCAGAAGCAGCCGCAUAUCUUCCUCAACAGCAAGACCAAGGUCAAGUCUACCCGGCCGGGCAAGGGCGGUCGGAGAUGGUACAAGGACGUCGGUCUGGGUUUCCGGACCCCCAAGACCGCCAUUGAGGGCCAAUACAUCGACAAGAAGUGCCCCUUCACCGGCAUGGUCUCGAUCCGCGGCCGUAUCCUGACCGGCACCGUUGUCUCGACCAAGAUGCACCGCACCAUCAUCAUCCGCCGCGAAUACCUCCACUACAUCCCCAAAUACAACCGUUACGAGAAGCGCCACAAGAACCUCGCCGCGCACGUUUCCCCGGCUUUCCGUGUGGAGGAAGGUGACCAGGUUACCGUUGGCCAGUGCAGGCCUCUGAGCAAGACUGUGCGGUUCAACGUUCUCCGUGUGCUUCCCCGGACCGGCAAGGCGGUCAAGAAGUUCAGCAAGUUCUAAAUCGGUCGGCGGAGUCUUUCCAUUGGGCAUUUCUGGCGUGGUUUUGCUUUGAGGGACUUGAGCUUAUCAGAAACGGGACGGCCAGGCAGGCAUGGGAAAAUGACUGCUCCGGGGGACAUGAUCAUGUGUCAUAGAGGCAGUUCGUUCUG